AUGAGCACUCAUGUUUCGCUGUUCGGUUCGUUCUUUCCUGUCUGCUGCUGUUGCUGCCUGCUGUUCUACUGCUGUCACCCCUCUUGCUGCUGCUGCUGCUGCUGCUGCGUUGAUCCGCCGCCGCCGGAGACCGACCUUGGAAUAGAGGGUCUCCUGGCCCAGCUCGCGGUGCUGCCGUUGCCGUCCACGGCAGUGCAACAGCAGCUGCAGCAGCAACAGCAGCUGCAGCAGCAGCAGCAACUGCAGCAGCAGCAGCAACUGCUGCAGCAGCAGGUGCAGCAAGAACAGCAGAAGGUGCUUCGGGAGCGACUGCAGCAGCAGCAGGUACUGCUGCAGCUGCAACAAGACUUCUCAUUUUUGUUCAGUUCCUUCCCCGUGGGGGGCAUUGGCUGCCCCCCAGGACUCAGCCCAGGGGCCCCUCCCUUUGUAAGUUCUAGCGGCAGCAGCAGCAGCGCUGCUGCUGGGGAUUGCCGUCUAGAUUCUAGAGGGCCUUGUUCUUUGCUUCGCGUUUCAGAGGUCCCCGGGGCCCUCCCGGGCGAGUGGAAGAGCAGCAGCAGCAGCAGCAGCAGCUGCAGCAGCAGCAGCAGCAGCAGCCCGGCCGGGGCGCACAACCCCAGUUCUGCUUCGAGCGCCUCUUCCUGCCCGCAAAUCAACAGCAUUCCACAAAAGGAGGCCCCAGAGGCCCCUUCGCCAGAUCAGUCUUGCUUCAGGUGA
This is a messenger RNA of Eimeria tenella, 714 nucleotides long. RefSeq lists its product as uncharacterized. The record is from RefSeq and is a predicted model, not a curated record. Bases 1 to 714 code for a protein of 237 amino acids. Lineage: Eukaryota; Apicomplexa; Conoidasida; Eucoccidiorida; Eimeriidae. The transcript has a single exon.